Molecule: messenger RNA, 4791 nt
Organism: Thalassophryne amazonica
Lineage: Eukaryota; Metazoa; Chordata; Actinopteri; Batrachoidiformes; Batrachoididae
Gene: mybpc1
Product: myosin binding protein C1
Exons: 31
Coding region: 234-4001 (1255 amino acids)
Molecular function (GO): protein binding
Source: RefSeq, a predicted model, not a curated record
CUCCUCUCCUCCCCCACUGAGAUUUCAGUGCCAUAUCCCUGUGAUCCCCUCAUCUCCCAUCACUCUGACCCGAGGGUCCUAGAGGUUCUAUCAGCUAGUGUCUCCUUGUCAUCUCACUCCCUGCUGGACUAAGAGCUUCCGUGCUUCCCUGGCCUCCCGCACUUACCGUGAUCUGAAGGUUUCCUCCAACACCUUUUGACUCCUUGACACUAUUCUUGGAACAGCGGCUCAAGAUGCCAGAGCCCAUGAAGAAAGAUGAGCCAGCAGAAGGUCAAAAAGAAAGUGUUGCCCCAGACAGUACUGGUGCACCACCCCAACCUGAGAUUUCCUUGGAGGUUUCUACACCCCCAGAGGCGGUAGCAGAGAAGAAAGAGCCAGUACAGACCAAUGGGAAGAAAUCUGAAUCCACAGAGCCUGAGCCACUGAAGGCUCUGGGGGCUAAGGAGCCACAUGCCAUGGAAAAUGGCUCUAACCAACCACAGCCUGGUGGGGUUAAGGAAAAAGGGCAAGCAGAGUCUGAUACAACUAAAGAAGAGGGCUCUUCCUCUUCCUCACCACCCGAAGAUGCCAAUUCACCCAAGAAAGUCUCACUUGAGCUGUCUAAUGAUAGUGUCCCUGUGCCAGCCAUGGGGAGAAAAGAUUCAGUGUGGUCUCUGGGCGAUGGCCAGAACCCAGAGGACCUGGAGAAGCCUGUUGACACGCCACCACUGUCCACCUUACUGAUAGAGAAACCCCAAAGCGGCACCAUUAGUGUGGGUGGGGAUAUCACUUUUGUCGCCAAGGUGGAGGCCAAAGAUCUUCUCCGCAAACCGACAGUCAAGUGGUUUAAGGGAAAAUGGAUGGACCUGGCUAGCAAGACGGGGAAGCACCUGCAGCUAAAAGAGACUUUUGACCGUUUAACGAAGAUUCACACAUUUGAGAUGCACAUCAUCAAAGCUAAGGAGAACUAUGGUGGAAAUUACAGGUGUGAGGUCACCUACAAGGACAAGUUUGACAGUUGCACGUUUGACCUAGAAGUUAAAGAGAGUGAACAGGGCUCACAGAAUAUUGAUAUCCGAUCAGCUUUCAAAAGAAGUGAAGGACAAGAAGAUGCAGGGGAGCUUGACUUUAGUGGUCUCCUUAAACAUAGGGAACCCAAACAGGAUGACACUCCAGAGAUUGAUGUGUGGGAGAUACUGAAGAAUGCUCGGCCAGAUGAGUAUGAAAGGAUUGCCUUCAUGUAUGGCAUCACUGAUCUGAGAGGUCUCCUGCGGAGGAUGAAGAAAAUUCCCAAGGAGGAGAAGAAGAGCGAAGCUUUUGCGAAGAAGCUGGAACCUGCAUAUCAGGUGGAUAAAGGCUCAAAGAUCCGCUUAGUGGUGGAUCUGGCUGACCCCACAGUUGAGCUGAAGUGGUACAAGAAUGGACAGGAGAUCAGGCCCUCUCCCAAGUACAUUUUUGAGCAUAAAGGCACACAAAGGAUAAUGGUCAUCAACAACUGCACCUUGAAUGACGACGCCGCGUAUGCUGUAGCAGCCGGAGAUGAGAAAUGCACCACAGAGCUGUUCGUCAAAGAAUUGCCAGUGAAGAUAGUUAAAGGAAUUGAGCCAGUGAAAACUACAGUGAAUGAACGGAUUGAGUUGGAAUGCGAAGUGUCAGAGGAAGGCGCUCAAGUAAAAUGGAUGAAAAAUGGUGUUGAGGUUCCAACAGGAGUACGAUCCAGAUAUCGAGUUAAAGUUGACGGAAAAAAACACUACUUGGUCAUUGAUGAUGCCUCCAAGGAAGACACUGGGACAUACUCCAUCAUGGCCACCGGGGGAACAUCCGAGGCUCACAUUCAAGUUGACCUGAAACCACUGAAAAUCUACCAGGACCUGCAGGAUAUGACAGUUUUGCUGGGUCAACCGAUGAAGUUGCAUUGCGAGAUCUACCCAGGCAAUGUUCCUGGCCGUUGGUACAGGAAUGGACAACUAAUCCAGGCGAAUGACCGCAUAAACAUCAUACAUAGAAAUAAAGUGCACCGACUUGAAAUUUCAGCCAGUUCCCUUCAUGAUGCAGGAGAUUACACUUUUGUACCUGAAGGAUACUCACAGAGCCUCUCUGCCAAAAUCCAUAUCAUUGACCCACCAAGAGUGCAUUUGGAUAGCUUGAACUUCCCAGACAACACAGUGGUAAUUGUGGCAGGAAACAAACUUCGCUUGGAAAUCCCCAUCAGUGGAGAACCAGUACCCAGAGUGGUGUGGAUGAAGGGAGAAAGGGUCAUUCUUGAGUCUGGCCAUCGUGUCCGAGCUGAAACAUUUGGUGACCACACCAGCCUGACGAUUGACAUCACAGAGCGGGAAGACACUGGGAACUACAAGAUAGUCUUGCAGAAUGAGGCUGGUGAGGCCUCAGCCAGUGUCAAAAUCAAAGUUGUAGACAUCCCAGACACUCCAGAUGCUCCCCUAAUCCCAGUGGUGGGUGGUGAUUGGUGCUCGAUGACAUGGGAACCCCCGAAAUAUGAUGGGGGAUCACCAAUAUUAGGUUACUACAUUGAAAGAAAAAAGAAACAGAGCUCUCGAUGGAUGAGACUGAACUUUGAUCUGAUCAAAGAAACAUCAUUUGAACCCAAGAAGAUGAUUGAAGGGGUACCAUAUGAAUUGCGGGUCUUUGCAGUCAAUGCCAUUGGUGUGUCCAAACCAAGCGAGCCAUCUAAAGCUUUUACUCCGCUGGCUGUGACCAGUGAGCCCACCAUGUUAGUUGUGGACGAUGUGACUGACACCACAGUGACCGUCAAGUGGCGCCCACCUGAAACCAUUGGAGCUGCUGGUCUAGAUGGGUACUUAGUGGAAUACUGCUUGGAAGGAAGUGAGCCAACCUCACAUGAAUCCUCUACAAGUAUUUGUUUUUCCAAAUGGACCUCAUGUGCUAAAUACUGUUUCCCUACAGCUGAUGAGUGGAUAGCAGCCAACGACGAGCUGAUAGACAAGACUAAGUUUACCAUCACUGGGCUGACGCCGUCGAGUAAAAUCUUAAUUCGAGUCAAGGCCAUUAAUGCUGCUGGUGCCAGCGCGCCACGCACCAUUCAACACUCAAUCCUUGUCAAAGAAGUUAUUGAACCACCCAAGAUCCGGGUCCCCCGACACUUGAAGGUAACAUACACUCGCAGAGUUGGAGAAGCAGUCAACCUUGUAGUGCCAUUUAUGGGCAAACCCAGGCCAAAGGUCACUUGGCUGAAGGAUGAAAAGCCCAUAGAUUCCAGCCACGUCAGCAUCCGUAACACAGAAUGUGACAGCAUCAUCUUCAUUCGCAAAGCUGAACGAAGCCACUCUGGCAAAUAUGUGAUGACGGUACAGGUUGAGAACCAUGUGGACACAGCCGUUAUUGACAUACAAAUUGUAGAUCUACCUGGGCCUCCGCUGACAGUAACAAUUGAAGAUGUUUGGGGAGGAAAUGUGGCUCUGGUCUGGACUCCUCCAAGAGACAGUGGCAAUGCCCCAAUAACAGGCUACACUAUUCAGAAAGCAGACAAGAAGACAAUGGAAUGGUACACGUGCAUUGACCACUACCACCGUAACUGUAUCACUAUCACAGAGCUGGUGGUUGGGAAUGAGUAUUUCUUCAGGGUCUUCUCAGAAAAUAUGUGUGGCCUGAGUGAAACCGCAACUCAAACCAAAAAAAGUGCCUUGAUUAUAAAAGAAGGUUUGCAGGUGAAAAUACCGGAAUACAAUGAUCACGACUUCAAGGAGGCACCGACGUUCACACAGCCACUGAUCAACACUAACGCCGUCGCUGGCUACAACGCCACUCUUCACUGCAGUGUCCGUGCCAACCCAAGGCCCAAAGUGAUCUGGAUGAAGAACAAGAUAAUCAUCAUUGACAACCCACGCUACCGUAUGUUUAGUAACCAAGGGGUAUGCACUCUGGAGAUUAGGAAGCCCAGCCCUUAUGAUGGUGGCAUGUACACCUGCAAGGCCAUCAAUGAUCUGGGAGAGGCCCAAGUGGAUUGCAAGCUGGAGGUGAAAGUCCAAACUCAAGAAUUGUGAAUGUAUGUUCUCAUAUAAAGGUGGGUUCACCUUUUAUGAACUCAUGCAACGCGGAGUGCCCCUACACCUGAUCAACAAGUACAUGAACGAGGUGAAGACCGGUGAGCCGGAGAAGUAAUUUGGACUUUAGCUGCCAUUACUGUUGAGAGCCGUCCUGCACUCCGGAAAUGGACAGAAGGACGAUAAACGAUGGCCAAGGCUGUCUUGUGUCUUGGCUGUCUUGGUGUGGUAUGCUGUGUGCAGGUUUGGAGCCAGUUCAUCUUCUGCGUCACCCAUUUCUGUUUGAGAGGCUGUGUCAGCUCAGAUGCAUGUCAGCAAUGUUUUGAUUCUAACUUUUGAAAUUUGAUGCGUUGUGUGCAUUCAAAAAAAAAAAAAAAAAAAACAUAUAAAAGCUAUAUAUCACAAACAGCAACACACACACCUACAGUUUGUAUUUACAUGUGGAUCUGAUUUGGGGGUGCUUAGUGAAGCAGAUCAUUCAUUUCUGGGGUACAGACAAAAGGAAAAAAUAAUGUAUAAACAGUGCUUGGUAUUUUUAGGGUGUCUCUAAACUUCUGUAUGGCAAGAGAAAUGAAAACAGAUGUGAGUAAUGUGGGAUAAAUGAUUAUGUUGACCUAAGGUGAGUUAUUUGUUAAUAAGCGGAAAGCGUUAGAGGUUUAACAGCUUAUAUUCUGCAUGUGAAGUUAUAUCUUGUGACUGAUAACGUACUUGAGGCUUGAUUUAAGUGAGAGGUUUUACCUUUGUAAUUAUGAUCCAUGCAUUACAAUAAAAAGAAAUUUACUCCUUGUCA